AUAUUCCGUAAUAAUCGUGCUUCCAAAUGAACAGUAAAAAAUGUUUAGUAAUAGCGCCGAUACAUAGUAAACAUUAUUAUAGGUGUAAGCAAUGAUGUCAUAUACCUAAAUAUUACAACCGUUGUGUAAUUAAGCAAAAGUAAUAAAACUAUGUAUAGAAUGUGAUUGUCGGUAUUAUCUCGCUAACCUAUGAUUGUACGUUGUGCACCUUAAAGAAAAUGAUGAAAAGCAUAUUCGCAAGCAAAGUUUAAAUAUACGAAAAUAAAUAUACUCUAAAUCCGAGUGUAAAACAUAUAAAAAUCAGAAGAACGCAAUAGUACUGUGAAGGAUGUUUUUUUAAAUGUCACAAACAUAACCUUACAUUUCGGCAAAAAUAUGAAACUACUUAACAUACGAUUCACGUAGAUAACACGUUACUAAAAUACAGUUUAUUCAAGGAGUUCGAUAAAAUAAUGUACUCUAUACGUUUUAAUGGAUAAAAUUUAUAUUUCACGUAAGGAUACAGUAUCUAGAAAAAAAAUGUGCGACAAGUAUGUCAUUGGUUAUUCGAUAUCCGAAAAAAAGCGACAGAAAUUUAAUUUGAACGAUUUUUAUAAUCUUUGUGAAUCCGAAGGGUUCCUACUAAAGAUGAUUGAUAUAAACUCUGAUCUUGAGUCUCAGGGACCACUUCACGUUUUUAUAUAUAAAGUGACGGAUAAAUUAGCAUAUGCAGAAAAUGGUGACCAAAAUGCUAAAGCAAUCAUUUCAAGAAUUCAAGAGUACUGUUGCCAACAUCCUGAGAUAAUAGUUAUUGACCCUUUGGAUAAUCUUAAGGUUUUAAUAAAUCGUUAUAAAUCGUACAAACUCAUACAGGAGCAUGUACAAUUUAAUGGUAGCCAAGAAAAACAUUAUGUAUUUACUCCAAAGUUUGUAGAAAUUAAAAGUAAAAACAUUGUUGAGAAUAUGUCACUGUUAAAAAAGGCAAAUAUUAAAUUUCCGUUACUUUGCAAACCACUUAUUGCUCAGGGCUGCAGUGAUGCACACAAAAUGAUGAUAAUUUUCGAUGAACAGGGUUUGAAUGAUUGUCAACCACCUUGCGUUGCACAGGAGUUUAUCAAUCAUAAUGCAAUUGUCUAUAAAAUAUUCAUUGUCGGCGAACAUUAUCACGUAGAUGAGAGACCCAGUUUCAAGAAUUUUUAUGAAGAAGACUGUACCGCAUUAAACACGAUAUUUUUUAAUUCAGUUGAUAUAUUUAAGAGUGAUUCUCGAUCCAAAUGGUCCAUUUUAUCAGAAGAAGACAUUCCACCAACAGUAAAACCGAAACAUGAAAUAUUUGAAAAGAUUGUUAAGAAAGUUACAAAACUCUUUGGGCUUGUUUUGAUUGGUGUUGAUGUUGUUAUUGAGAAUCACACUGGAAAAUAUGCAAUUAUAGAUGUAAAUGUCUUUCCUGGAUAUGUUGGCUAUCCAAACUUUUUUGAACAUUUAAUAGGAUGCAUCAAGAAGUUGUUAGUCGAAAGAAGAGAUGUGCAGCAAAAUUCUAAAAGCUAUACAUUAAAAAAGUGUUUAAGCGACGAUUUGGAUUCUGGUUUUGAAAGCGAUGAAAAGAAGAAAUAUUCUACAAAAACAAAUAAAUAAUAUAAAUAACGGGUAUAUUAAAAGGAUGAAUAACUAUAUCAGAUUGAUAACCCAAUUUACUAUAUUCUAACAAGUACAAAGAAGUAUUGUUUGAAAAAAUAAUACAUACUUUUUUUUUUGUAAUAAUGACUUCAUUCAUUCUUCAGUCUUCGAAGGCACUUAAAACUUUUGUAACAAAUUUGUGUUUUACAUUCAGAAGUAUUUAUAUCUUUUUUACGUUUUUGGUUUAUUUUGCUUUCUUGAUAUAUAGCUAUCAUAAGAGAUUAAAUCGAUUUAUUGACUACAUCGACAUUUUUUAAACGAAUUGUAGUAAGGAACGUAUGACUGCCAAAAAAGUACUUUUCACUUAUAUACUAUACUUGCAAUGGUUGACAAAAACCUCGAGAAUAUAUGCAAAAGAAAUUUACACUUUCAUAGCAAAGUAUAAAAAAUGUACAUCAAAAUUAUGAUAAAGACAUUAAAAAUACAUAAUAACAUAGUUAUUAUAUAAUGUAACAUACAUUUUUUAUUUAAUUAACCCCAGCUUUAAGUUUGUU
Molecule: messenger RNA, 2150 nt
Organism: Colletes gigas
Lineage: Eukaryota; Metazoa; Arthropoda; Insecta; Hymenoptera; Colletidae
Product: inositol-tetrakisphosphate 1-kinase-like
Exons: 5
Coding region: 472-1614 (380 amino acids)
Biological process (GO): inositol trisphosphate metabolic process
Cellular component (GO): cytoplasm
Molecular function (GO): inositol-3,4,5,6-tetrakisphosphate 1-kinase activity; inositol-1,3,4-trisphosphate 5-kinase activity; magnesium ion binding
Source: RefSeq, a predicted model, not a curated record